ACCUUGCUUUGCGUUCAUUGCGUAGAUCGCAUAUGGCUCUCGGUGAAUCGAGGCGGGGAAGAGCAGAGCCGUGGGUAUGAUUUUCGAAACAAGUAGAGUGAACAAGUCGAAAGUGGUUAUUAGCUUAGCGUGUGGACCUACCCUUGACUAUUGUAAAUAGAGCUUUGUGAAGUCGAGAAGACCAGUCGUGGAGAUGGUCUCAAGAAAGAAGGCUUUCCAAGCAUCAGCCCGUCUGCUUCGCUCUUCUGCUGCUCCUUCCGGCAGCGUCGCCACUCGGUCGAUUCAGAAAGGAGAUGCGUGGACAAAGAGUGAAACAUACAGAAAUUUUACAACACGAGCGAACCUAUUUGGACCUAUUACUCAACAGAGCAUUCGAAACUCGAGUGCAAGGUGGACACUUUGAUUGAGAUGAACGCAACUUAUGUCAAGUUUGAAGCUGCUUUUUCCGCAAGAGGAAGUGUGAGGUUAAAUGUGACAAAUCUUGGGAAGCUCGAGAAGUGGAAGGCCGAGAAAGAAUUCAACAGGGGCUGUUUUAAUGCUCUGAUACUUUCAAACCCAGGUCGCCGGCCUUAUGGAUACGAAAAACUUUUGUUCCAGACGCGUGACAACAGCUGCGGUGUUUUCUUGCUGGGUGUAAACGAGGUCGAUUAUCAGUGGUACGAAAUGCGGGUGAAGAACUUGACCGUACGGAGGCCACACUGGGCGUGCGUUAUGAAUUUCGCCGAUGUCACCUAUAGGAGAGGCAAAGAAAGAGUAGUGUACUCGCCUAAAUGCCAGAAAAUGUAUAAUGUCAAACCCAAAAGCGACAAAAGCCAAUGGCAGGAAUAGUUCUUUACCGAAUUUUGUCUUUGACCUCAUUGUCACGAACACACAACCCGUCAACGAAAACGCAUGGUAAAGUGCAAGUUCAGUGGGCUGUUGUGUCGGUUUAUUGCAAAUAGAUUGAGACAAUCAAUCAAUUCCUGUUUUUAGUAUGUUCGUAAUGGAUUUAGGAUGUCUAAAUGUGGAAGCUUGUUAAGAGCCUGUCGUUUCUUGCUGCACACCAGUGAUAACUAUUCAUACGGUAAUAGGGUGUAAGCCAAGCAAUGCUCAUGUUCAAUCGAACACUCAAAACAUAUACACUUUGUUGCACAAGUGAUCUCAGGCCAUAGCUUAUAUUUAGACGUUCGUUAAACAUUCUCAAGUUACCAAAAUAUCUGAAACUCUCCUCCACAGCGUCGCUCCUAAACGUCUUCUAGUUUUGGGACUUGAAACACUAGUGAUAAUAUAUUGGAAUGCAGUAUUCGAUAUUCAUGUACCGUAUGUCAAUCACCACUGUGAAAUAAAGUUGCGGCUGUCCGAAA
Molecule: messenger RNA, 1343 nt
Organism: Rhipicephalus microplus (southern cattle tick)
Lineage: Eukaryota; Metazoa; Arthropoda; Arachnida; Ixodida; Ixodidae
Source: RefSeq, a predicted model, not a curated record